CAUUCAUAAAAAUAGGAAAUCUUUACAGUGAGUCAUUGGUCUAGUCGUCACUGCAAAACAUUUUCUUCGACUGUGGAUUCACAGAAUACCAACGUUGUAAACACGAACGAUACGUCGGCGCGCGUUCCAUGGAUGUCUCAAUGACGGAAUGGAGCGGGUAGAAAAAGAUUCAACAAUGACGAAAAUGGUAGGAAAAUACUCCCACGAAAAGAAUGAGAAUUUGGACGAAUAUUUUAAAGCCGUCGGGGUUCCUUAUAUACCCAGAAAGAUGAUGUGCUCUACAAGCCCAUCAUUGGAAAUUGCUACAUCUGAAGAUGGGGAAUGGACCAUAUCUACCAGUACCAUGUUGAGAACAAACGUCUCAAAGUUUAAACUGGGCGAAGAUUAUGAAGAAAGUAUGCCUGGAGGCAUUAUUAAGAAUAAUACAGUGAUUGAAGAUGAUAAAAUUGUAACAAGCUCAAUUGGACCUAAUGGAGAAAAAAUGAUGAGAAUAUAUGAAUUUACUGACACUCAUUGUAUUCUUACAAUGAAACAUGAAAAGAGUGGAACUGAAGCUAAACGAUACUUCAAGAGAAAUUAAAUCACGUUUCUGUCUGUCCACGUAUUUUAUAUUAUUAAUCAAUAUAAUGUGUAAUGUAUCUGAUCUAAAGGAUUUUAUGGAAAAUAAAUAUCAGCAAGUAACA
Messenger RNA from Aethina tumida (small hive beetle), 683 nucleotides. Its product is annotated as fatty acid-binding protein homolog 9. Gene Ontology annotation, molecular function: fatty acid binding. Gene Ontology annotation, cellular component: cytosol; nucleus. The transcript has 5 exons. The coding region runs from base 149 to 580 and encodes 143 amino acids. The record is from RefSeq and is a predicted model, not a curated record. Gene Ontology annotation, biological process: fatty acid transport. NCBI's taxonomy places the organism in Eukaryota, Metazoa, Arthropoda, Insecta, Coleoptera, Nitidulidae.